Marchantia polymorpha subsp. ruderalis is the source of this 1648-nucleotide messenger RNA. The record is from the annotation of a GenBank genome assembly. Lineage: Eukaryota; Viridiplantae; Streptophyta; Marchantiopsida; Marchantiales; Marchantiaceae.
AUGAAGACAAGGGAAGGAGAAGAAGAUAGAAUCCAUCGUCUUUCCGAAGAACUGUAUGAGACACGACGGACCCACUGGGACGAAAUGCAAAAUCCGAGCGCAAAACGCUUCCGAAAAUACGUCACAUUCGAGAGAGGCGAGACUGCUGCUUUAUGCCACCGUCAUCACAAUGUCUUUGUUGAAGGGCCACACUCCGUACACCCGACGACUGAUAACUUACACAAGGCAUCAUCGACGAGACAUGCAGAAAUGGAGAAAUCAGAAAUCAAUGUCAUUUUCGGGCGAAUACACGAGUUUUGUCCCAAGUGCCUACAUCACUACAGACGAUUCCCACAGCAUACUAUAAAUAUAUGUCCAACUGAGGAAACAUUUGGUUAAAGGAUGGCUCAUGAAACUGUAGAAUCUCUGUCGAUACACGCCAUGUAAAAACAAAAGCUUCGCCUCGAUCGAUCUCUCUCAGUCACCGGGGGAAUGCCUCAGCAUGCUAUCUGCAUCUCAUUCCUCUACUUUACUCAUUCGCUUUCAAAAUAUCACAUUAAAAAGACAAAAGCUCGACAACCCUAGUGCCUUUCCAAACGGUGCGACCACAACCAUCAUAAUCAGGAUCGCCUCCCACCUUGCAUCCCCACUUCCUGCUCCUCCUCCUCCUCCUCCUCGUGCUCGUGAGUGGGCCCUCCGACCACCACUAGGGUUUCAACCUCUUCUCUUCUUUUGAGAGACUUCCGUAAUCCGAUAAACAUGAAAAUUCAGCGGUGAAAGCACGGAAACAGCAGCUCUGGCACCUUACCAACAUUCCCACUGACCGCAACACCCGUCCGUUCUUGCGAGAAGCCACCACUGCAUGAAUUCCGUGCGUAUUUUCGACUCAAUAUUGUAUUAUUUCGUAUCUUGGCUUCUCCAUCUGAUCUCUGUCCCGCCGGGGGGAAAUUCCGAUGAUUCUCAACCACCGUGAACAGAAAGUGGUUCCACCGUAGAGAAUUGCUCGACGAUUUCAUGAGCCGUCAGGCUGCUGCUUGCUCAUCGUCUCGUUCCCAGGCAACGAGACGAUGAGAACCACCGCUUCGUCCAGAGAAUCCAAUGCAUUGCCACGCAGAAAGUGAGACUCGACGACAUUGCGAGUGCUGUAGAAUUCAGCCUUUUCUCCCUUUCCGCUUUUCUCCAAAGCACAAAUCCUCACAUCCAAGUCCACAACUCGGAGCCAUUUCCAUUUCUAUUUCCUCUCGACCGCACCCGUCCGUCCGAUUCCACUCACUCAGUGCACCAAACACUCUACGCUCAUCUCGACGACAAACAGACAGACAGAUGAACCGAUUCCGCCUCACGUCCAAUUCUACUCUCGGUGUCUGCAAAUCUACGCCUCCAAUUCACAAACCGAUCUGCGCGCCGAUGGAACUGAGCAAGGCAUCCAAUUCCAAUUUCGCCCCUGAUUGUGGUCGUUCAACGCCAGCAGCCAUCUUCAAUAUGGAGUACUCUCCAUAGCGCAACUCAAGCUGACAUGACUGAAAUUGAUCCUUCUGCUCCACAUGUAGAAGACGGCCAUGAAUGCCACAACGGAGCCCUCAAGAGUACAGAGGAUCUGUUUGUGGUCACGUUGGAGCGCGAUCCAGGUCUGAGACCAACCAUUCCAUCCUACCCAACCUCUCAAAGG